CAUCAUCAUAUAGUCAUUGCUAAAAUGUAUAUAUUUCUUAAUUCAGUUCUUGUAGUUAGGGGUGGUAACAUAUCACGUUUAAAGUGCUGUUUAGUAAUAAAGGAUGCGAGAGGUUUACAGGAAUGGGGAGAAAUCUGGAUUAACACAUCUCUUUUGACUUGGAGCUUUGUUUUGAACUCGAGGACACACUUUAAAGUGGUUCUGCAAUCAUACUCAAUUGUUACAAAAUUAGCCACAAGACAUCUUCAAGUACAAAGUGUCUGGACCAUUGAUAUUAGCAAGAUUAGAAGAGUAGCAAAUG
Molecule: messenger RNA, 301 nt
Organism: Dentiscutata erythropus
Lineage: Eukaryota; Fungi; Glomeromycota; Glomeromycetes; Diversisporales; Gigasporaceae
Source: the annotation of a GenBank genome assembly